Messenger RNA from Oryzias melastigma (Indian medaka), 2682 nucleotides. It is a transcript of the gene igldcp, whose product is annotated as galectin 17. Lineage: Eukaryota; Metazoa; Chordata; Actinopteri; Beloniformes; Adrianichthyidae. Gene Ontology annotation, biological process: cellular response to lipopolysaccharide; immune response; T cell costimulation. Gene Ontology annotation, cellular component: external side of plasma membrane. The coding region runs from base 621 to 1406 and encodes 261 amino acids. The record is from RefSeq and is a predicted model, not a curated record. The transcript has 7 exons.
AAGGAAAAAUAAACAAUGUCACUUUAAGACCUGAACAACGCCCUGCUUUUAUUUUGGUAAUUCCGGGGAAAUGAAACUGAGUUUGAUUGAGGAGUAAAACUUGCUCGCUGACGCUGUCAACAACACAGUCAGUCAGCUACACAGCGGAGGGCAGGAGGGAAGGAGGCAGAACUAAGCAUCCAACCAGCAGACCAACAGAACCGGACAAAAUGCGGCUUUGGUAAGAAACGAGCUUUUACUUUGAAACCACCAACUUUUUUUUUUUUACGCCUUUUUCCCAAACAAAAUAUUUCCUGUGUGUUGCAUUAUGUGCUGCAUGGUUUUGUCUUUCAAUGCUUUAUUUAAAAGAUACGUUUUACUUUUGUAUAUGUGUGUUUAUUGCAGAAAAAUAGCUUUCGUGAAUGCAUGACUUUCCCGCAAAGCUGCUGGGAAAACGUUCGCGUGCUGUUCCACUAUUGAAUGACAGGAGGCACUACAGUUUCGUUUACUAAACAGAGCUGCUGAAAACGAAACUUAACUCCAACGCGCCUAUAUAUUAUAUAUAUAUAACGACAAUAGAAUUAUAGUUGGGUUCAUUUUUGUCCACUUUUAAAAGCAAGUAUUUGUUCUCUUUACACAUUAUGUGGUUGCUGACUGGCUGCUUCGUUUGCUCAUUUGCUCGGCCCUCCGCCGUCUACCCUGUGACUGUGGUGUCCACGGUGGGCAGCGAAGUUGUCCUUCCCUGCUGCUGGAAGUCCCAGUUAGAUGAAGCAAGCAUCUCCGCCCAUCAUAUCCAGUGGGUGGCCCCACCUAACACCGUGUUCGAACAGCGGGGCGAAGAGAAGUGGCAGGCCAAGGAAUUUGGGGGCCGACUUCAAGUGCUUGAAGAGAAGCUGGGGUCCGGGGAUUGUUCUCUGGUAAUCAAAGACGUCCAGAUAAGGGACACAGGGAAAUACGAGAGCUUCAUGGUGGUGGAGGCUGUGCAGUCCAAAAGAACCCGGGUCUUCCUUCAGAGCGUCAAACUGUCUGUAACAGAUAACAAAUCCUGGCAGUCUCAUCGUCCAGGUGAAGACUUUGUCAUAGAUCUGCGGACGCCAUAUUCAAUGACUCUGGUCUACCUGAGCAAGAACAGCUCUGAGUGGUCUCUGCUGUGGAUGAGGGAAAAUGAACAAACCAGUGAGCGCUUGGAGAAAAGUCUUUGGGGCGACAAAUUAACGUUGAAGAACCUGAAAUACUCAGAUGAAGGAAUAUACAAAGUUUUAGACGAACAGGGGGUCUCGGUCAGCACAAUAAAGCUCUCCGUUGAAGAAAAAGAACACGACAAGCUGAAAACGUCACAAACAGGUGGGACUGCUCAGAGCAGCUGCUCGAGUGUUUUCAUCUCAACUCUUCUCCUCUGUAGUGUUAUGAUUCUUCAUCUGGUUUGAGGCUCGUCUCUGCCAAGACACUAUUUAUGCAUCAGAUUUAUUUCAAACAUCUUGUCGCCAGAACUGCAAGUGUAAAUAACGUUGUGUGAAAUUCCAAAAGUUGCUCACAAUUUAGAGAAAACUUAGAAGUGUUUCUAGAAAUGUAAUAAAAAUUGAAGUAUUUUUGUCAUUUUCAAUCACAAAAACUUUCUAUUUAAUUGAAAAGAAAAUCGUCAGAAGAUAAUAAAGCAUUUUCAAAACAAUUAGUUGUGAAAAGAGGUAUAAAAUUGUAAGUUAUAUAAGUUUGGGAACAUGAUGAAAACACUAAAAGAGUACAUCCAUUUUUCUAGUAAGUGAUAUAAAAGAACAUUUGCAAAUUAUUUAUAAAUCCUAAUAUAAUUUUCGGAAAAUUUUAUUAUUUUAUUGUGGAAAAAGACAGUUUUUUUUACACAUUCAUGAAUGAAUCCCUUAUAAAAAAGCAACAAAAAAUGAUCUUCCAAAACUGCUAGAUUUAAUCUAGACAGUAAAGGAAGUGCAAAUUGUUAAUUUAAAAAAUGUGAUUAAACAGGUUUCUUCUAAUGAAUAUGUAAAACUUGUUUUUAUGUUCUUAUUACUUUAAAAGUCUUUUUGAAGCAGAUUUUAAACAAGUUAAUUUGUAAUGCAUUUAUUUUCAAUUUCUUUCUUUUUUUUUAAAUCUCUCUUCAAAAAAUGUUUAUUGUGUAGAUCAUAUUUUGUGACUCCUGUAACUUUUCUUUUUUAACUUUGCUGAAUUGGGAAAGCCUCUUUGAAUGAGACGUCUUCAAUGAAGAAGUUGUUUUUCACCAAAUAUUUUAAUGGAAUCAACCUGGAUGAAGGAGGCUACAUACAGAAAUGCUUUAGACUUGAAGAAAAAGCAAAAAUACUGUUUUCCUUUUUUUUUUUUGGCCAGAAUUUAUGGAAAGCUUACUCCCAAUUUCCCCUGAAGUCAACAGUUCCAAAAUGUUUUGCAAAAAAUCUUUAGAAAAGUUGUAUUAAUGUACCUGGAUGUCACCUGGGUUCUGAAAGGUUAUAAUCCUCCAACAACCAAACUAAACAUUUAAAAAAGCAACUUCAAACCUUAAGGAGCCCCUAUAGAGAAGUUGAAGUUAAAAAACAAACAAAACAAAAAAAUUGAAGUAAGUUUUCCCAAAAGUUGAAUAAAAAAAAAGAUUUCUGGUUACUUACAGGUGAACACCAGAUAGUAACUUUACUAUCUGUUGUGCACCAGUUAAUAACCAGAAAUUCUUUCUUAUUUUACUUCAGUUUUUCAAAAAAAAAA